This is a messenger RNA of Eucalyptus grandis, 2983 nucleotides long. Its product is annotated as integrator complex subunit 9 homolog. The transcript has 11 exons. Gene Ontology annotation, biological process: snRNA processing. The coding region runs from base 506 to 2599 and encodes 697 amino acids. NCBI's taxonomy places the organism in Eukaryota, Viridiplantae, Streptophyta, Magnoliopsida, Myrtales, Myrtaceae. The record is from RefSeq and is a predicted model, not a curated record. Gene Ontology annotation, cellular component: integrator complex.
UCGAUCUUCUCUCCCGUCCUCGCGCACGCGCUCUCAGUCCAGUCCUCCCUCUCUCGCGCAGCCACCGGCCCGCCGCCGUGGUCUCGCCGCCCGGCGGCCGUCCGACGCCCGAGGUUCCGCGCUCGAGUUCCGUCUCUAUCGCCCCCUCUCUCUCUCUCUCUCGCUCUCAAUCCUGCCUCUCUCGCGCAACCAGCUCCACGGCCUCGCGUCUCCGCCGCCCCCAGCUCCCGUUUCGCCUCGAUCUUCUUCGCGGGUCCCGCCGCCUCUGGUUUCGCCGUACAGCUCCUGUUCUCGUUCUCUUAGGUCUCGGUCACAGGACUGUUCUUUUCUUAAUUGUUUUUCGGAUCAUUCAUUCUUCGUAAAACGAAGGUGAUAACUUUUGGCGAGGCCCCGAUCGUAAGGGUCGAUAACAGUGGGAAAUCGAGUGGGACGUUGAGAGCUUUGCCGGUCUCCCUUCUUUGCGUGAAUCACCUGUUGAAUUCUCCACAUUGGUCUGGCUGGCCUCAUGAAGUUGACGUGCCUGAGCAGAGGUAAAGGGUUCUACUUUCCCCCAUGUCACAUGCUGAGUGUCUGCGGGUUUAGGAUCUUGAUUGAUUGUCCCCUGGACCUGUCCGCUCUCGCUGCUUUCGCCCCUAUACCUCCUGGGUUCUCUGCCGUGCGAGGUGAAGAAGAUUUGGAACGUCCGGUCGAUGAAUCUGAUGGCUGUGAAUCUGGGAGUGCAGAGAGGAAGAAUACGGAGAAACCCAUGAAUGCAGAGGCUUUGAUUCGUUCUGAACCGUGGUACAAAACCGUGGCGAACCUGCACUUGUGGAAUCCCUCGUUCAUUGAUGUGGUGUUGAUCUCGAGCCCUGCUGGGAUGCUUGGGUUGCCAUUUCUUACGCGAGCGAAGGGCUUCUCGGCAAAGGUAUAUGUAACCGAGGCAGCAGCGAAACUUGGGAAACUUAUGAUGGAGGACCUUGUUUCAAUGCAUGAGGAAUUCAGGCAGUUUUAUGGAACUCAAGAAUUCAGUAGCCCUCACUGGAUGAAGUGGGAGAAGCUGGAAUCACUUCCUUCUGCAUUGAAGGAGAUAGUAUUGGGCACUGAUGGGAUUGAACUUGGUGGAUGGAUGCCAUUGUAUAGUGCAGCUGACAUAGAGGAUUGUGUUAAGAAGCUUCAAAGACUCAAAUAUGCGGAGGUGGCAUGCUACAAUGGUACAAUAAAUAUCAAACCCAUCAGCUCUGGGUUGGAAAUAGGAGCUUGUAAUUGGACAAUAAGAUAUCCAGAUGGAACGAUAGGAUUUGUCUCAAGCUCUGAAUUUGUUCCUGGUCAUGCUUUGGAGUUCAAUUAUAAUGCUCUUCAAUCAUGCGAUGUGCUAAUAUAUUCAGAUUUUUCAUCUUUGGAUGUCCUGGAAACUGCUAACAAGGGGAGUAAUUACGCUGUUCCUGAGGAUUCUUCAACUUUGAGUGAUUUGGAGGAGGUCUUACUUCAUGCUGAUGAGAGCUCAGAGGAAAUGGACAAAUUGAAGUUUAUAUCCUCCUGUGCAGUUGAUGCUGUUAAAGCUGGUGGUUCAGUACUCAUUCCUAUAGGACGACUUGGAAUCAUCCUACAACUCUUGGAGCAGAUAUCUGUUUGCAUGGAAUCAUCACGUUGUGAGGUUCCCAUAUUUGUUAUCUCGUCAGUAGCAGAAGAGUUAUUGGCAUAUACCAACAUAAUACCAGAGUGGGUGUGCAAACAGAGGCAAGAAAAGUUGUUCUCUGGCGAUCCAUUAUUUGCACAUGUUGAGCUUUUGAAUGGAGAAAGGCUGCAAGUAUAUCCUGCCGUUUACUCACCUAAGCUAUUGCUUCAUUGGCAAGAGCCGUGCAUUGUAUUUUGUCCUCACUGGAGUUUGCGGCUUGGCCCAGCUGUUCAUUUGCUCAGACGCUGGCAUGGGGAUGAAAAAUCAUUGCUUGUCUGGGAGGAGGGCAUGGAUAGUGAUAUAGCUCUCUUGCCUUUUGAUCUGAAGGAGAUGAAGAUGAAGGUCCUUCGAUGUUCAUUUCUUUCAGGAAUAGUGUUGAAGAAGGUUCGACCUUUAAUCCACGUAUUGCAACCGAAGUAUGUUAUGUUACCUGAAGAUUUUGGGCGGCAGAUCAUGUCACCAGUCGCAAACUCAUACUCAGUCCUUCACUACUCUGUGAAUGAGACAUUAAAGCUGCCUAUCCUGAAGGAAGAUUCAGAACUAGAAAUCACAGCAGACUUGAUCUCUCAAUUACAUUGGAAAAAUUUGAAAGACCAAAAUUUGAGUAUCACAAGAUUGAAAGGAAACCUCGUCAUGAGUGAUGCCAGAAGACAGAUUCUAACAAGCGACGAGCUAUCCUGCUCAAAAAGUGAGAAGCCCCCGUUGCUUUGGGGGACUCUAGAUUUGCAAAGGCUCCUGGCUCGUUUAUCAGAGAUGGGUAUUGGCGGAUCUCUACAAGAAGACAGUGUCACAGAUGGGUCGAGCGAUGCUCGUAUCUUGCGCAUCGACGCUCCUAGUGAAGCUUUACUUGAAAUUAGGAGCACGAGCACUUUAAUCAGUGCUGCAAAUGAGGAGCUGGCUUUCCGCAUUAGGGAUGCUGUGGAUGGCAUCCUAGAUGGUACUUGAUCUCGAGCCUUAUCGAUACUCUCCUUACAAGUGAGCUAACCAAAGAAGUUGCUUCUCGGCAUAAUCUUCUUGGGGGUUACAUUGUUGCUGGAAUGAUUUUGAUUUAAGCUUGGACAGCAAGAGAUAUGCAGAAAGCCAGCAUGCACAUAUCUGUGAGUGGACCAUAAGUCAAUGUGGAAUCAUAGAAUGUUUUGCUACACACACCACGGCAUGGCAGAUAGGUUGAUAUACAAUUGUCAAAGAUGCGACAAUUUGGUUUCUUUCGGGUCAUUUCAUGGCUCAAACCGUGCCAGAAUACAAAUGUAAGUACCAGUCUCGAUUGAAAUAUAACCAAAACCCGGACCUUUUUGGAAAUCAUUAAUAUCUUAUGGGACACCUCGAACA